GUCAUUUCAGGGGGUUGCAGCUCUCGGGGAAAAGGCGUAUCUCUUUGGUAACGCCUCUGACUUUAUGGAUCUCAGGCCUCGGGUCUGACGCUCAAAGAAGUUACCAUGUCUGGAGAGCUGGUGUCUUUGGAGCAGGUCCUGCAGGAGCACAUCCCGGCAGAGGAGCUCAGAGAAGUAUGGAGGCUUUUAUAUGGGAAAGAGCUCAGGAACCUGGCUAUCCCAGAUCAUGUUACGCAAACAGCCGUUCAGAGGAACUUUGAGUUGAAGGGGUACAUCUUUGAAGCAGCGGCAGAACAACUCCGACGGCCUCGUAUGGUCCGAGUAGGACUGAUCCAGAAUAAAAUCCAGUUGCCAACCACCAAACCAGUACUGGAACAGGUCACCGCCUUGCACAGGCGCAUUGCUGACAUUGUGGAGGUAGCGGCCAUGAAUGGCGUUAAUAUUGUGUGUUUCCAGGAAGCUUGGACAAUGCCCUUCGCUUUCUGUACGAGGGAGAAACUUCCAUGGACAGAGUUUGCUGAAUCUGCAGAGAAUGGAAUGACCACCAAAUUCUGCCAGGAGUUAGCAAAAAAGUACAACAUGGUCAUCAUAUCUCCGAUCUUGGAAAGAGAUGAGUUACAUGGGGAUACUCUGUGGAACACGGCUGUCGUUAUAUCAAACACGGGAGCUGUUCUGGGAAAAAGCAGAAAGAACCACAUCCCAAGGGUGGGUGACUUUAACGAGUCCAGUUAUUACAUGGAGGGAAACACAGGACACCGAGUAUUCCAGACAGCAUUUGGGAAGAUUGCCGUAAAUAUCUGCUAUGGGCGGCACCAUCCCCUGAAUUGGUUCAUGUACAGCAUGAACGGAGCAGAGAUUAUUUUCAAUCCUUCAGCUACCAUCGGAGGGCUUAGUGAGUCACUUUGGCCCAUAGAAGCCAGGAAUGCUGCUAUUGCCAAUCAUUGUUUUACCUGUGCCAUCAAUCGUGUGGGAACUGAGCACUUUGAAAAUGAGUUUACCUCUGGAGAUGGCAAUAAAGCCCAUCAUGACUUUGGCCAUUUUUAUGGCUCUAGUUAUGUGUCUGCUCCUGAUGGGAGUCGAACCCCAGGGCUAAGCAGGGUGAAUGAUGGGCUGCUAGUGGCUGAGCUGGACCUGAACCUUUGUAGACAAACCAACGACAAAUGGAACUUCAAGAUGACUGGACGUUAUGAGAUGUAUGCAGAUGAGCUGACCCAGGCCACCAGCCCAGAUUUCCAGCCUAACAUUGUGCGAGAGUAAUGAAAAGAAGGAACACAUUUUUAAGUAGCAACUGUGACACUUGUCUUUCAUACUCCGGACCAAGAGAUAGUGUGGAGACAUUUCUGUGUAGCAGAACUGCCAUUUGCCAAACAGCAGGUUAUGGUAGAUCCGUAUAUAAAGCGUUCAAUAUUA
Spea bombifrons (plains spadefoot toad) is the source of this 1410-nucleotide messenger RNA. It is a transcript of the gene UPB1, whose product is annotated as beta-ureidopropionase 1. The transcript is spliced from 10 exons. The record is from RefSeq and is a predicted model, not a curated record. Bases 106 to 1257 code for a protein of 383 amino acids. Gene Ontology annotation, molecular function: beta-ureidopropionase activity. Lineage: Eukaryota; Metazoa; Chordata; Amphibia; Anura; Pelobatidae.